Nymphaea colorata (pocket water lily) is the source of this 1344-nucleotide messenger RNA. RefSeq names its product L-type lectin-domain containing receptor kinase SIT2-like. Gene Ontology annotation, biological process: protein phosphorylation. Gene Ontology annotation, molecular function: carbohydrate binding; protein kinase activity; ATP binding. The coding region runs from base 1 to 1344 and encodes 447 amino acids. Gene Ontology annotation, cellular component: plasma membrane. The record is from RefSeq and is a predicted model, not a curated record. The transcript has 6 exons. NCBI's taxonomy places the organism in Eukaryota, Viridiplantae, Streptophyta, Magnoliopsida, Nymphaeales, Nymphaeaceae.
AUGGCGCUUCAGCUGUCAGGGUUUCUUCUGAUCUUCCUUCUUCGUAUUCUUGCUCAUAUCUGCAGAUCACCUGUGGCUGCACUCGAUAGCAUCUUUGUCUUCAAUGGCUUCCAGCGGUCGGACUUGAGCUUAUCAGACUCUGCAACCGAGUUAGGUGGCCAUGGCUUCGCCUUCGUCGUGGCGCCCUCCACCAACUUCUCUGAUGCCACUAGAGGCCGCUACCUCGACCUCUUCAACGAGUCGAACAACAGAAACCCCACCAAUCAUAUAUUUUCAGUUGAAUUCGACACCGCUCAACAAGCAAUUUUGAUGGAUACAAAUGCAAGCCAUGUGGCCAUCAACGUUAACCGUGUAAUAUCCAAUGCCCCUGCAGCUGCUGCUUACUAUAUAGAGUAUGGCAAGAUGGAAUGGGUGGUUCUAGAUAGCAAGACGACCAUUCAGGCAUGGAUAGAAUAUGAUGGACAGAUGAAGCAGCUGAAUGUCACCAUAGCUCCAUUGUCACACCCACUCCAGCCUAACCGCUCACUCAUUUCAUAUCCCAUUGAUCUGUCCCCUAUUCUGCUUGAACACAUGUAUGCUGGAUUCUCUUCUGGUACAGACAGGCUGGUUAGCAAGCACUAUAUUUUGGGAUGGAGCGUCAAGAUGAGCGAACAACACCUGGACCUUUCACGCCUUCCCUCUAUUAGUGAUGAAUUUCCUCUGUGGAAGUCUUCUAAGUUGUUCUUGAACCUGACAUCCAAGAAGAUAGAAGGAUGGGAGAUAGACUACCCACAUAGGUUCUCAUACAGGGAACUCUACAGGGCAACCAAGGGUUUCAUGGAUGAAUUGGGCAAAGGAAGUUUCGACAGUGUCUACAAAGGUGUGAUGCCAGGCACCGGAUUGGAAGUUGCAGUCAAGAAAGUAUCGCCUGAGUCAAAACAGGGAAUGAGGGAGUUUGUUGCAGAAGUGUCGAGCUUGGGGAGGAUGAGACACAUAAACUUGGUCCAAUUGCAUGGAAGCCUCAGUUGGGAACAGAGGUUCAAUAUUCUGAAGGGAAUUGCUUCCAGCCUGCUGUUGAGUGAUUUUGGGCAUGCCAGACUCUUUGGUCAUGGGACCAACCCAAAGACAACCCACAUCGUUGGGAGCUUCGGGUACAUGGCGCUGGAGCUCUCCCACACCUACAAGUCCAUGACGAGUUCGGAUGUGUAUUCUUAUGGUGCCUUACUCCUAAAGGGUGGACAAACACCAGACGCUAUGGACAAGAAGCUUGAGAAUUGCUAUGUGGUGGAGGAAGGACAGCUUGUGCUGAAGCUUGGCAUGCUCUGCUCACAGACUGCACCUGAAUCAAGGCCAAACAUGCAGUAA